Pimephales promelas (fathead minnow) is the source of this 1833-nucleotide messenger RNA. The record is from RefSeq and is a predicted model, not a curated record. NCBI's taxonomy places the organism in Eukaryota, Metazoa, Chordata, Actinopteri, Cypriniformes, Leuciscidae.
AACAGGCAGUUUGUGCACCCAACUGACACCUUGUAGAAACAGCGAGGAUGCAUUAGACUAUUAUUUUGCUCAUCUUUUCUUUACAUUUUUGUGAUUAUUUUAAGUUCAAGUGGAUUUUUCAGUAUUUCAAAGGCCCUCUGGGUUACGGUGGCAUUGCUGUGCUCAAGGUUGUCCUGUGUACAAUGGGGGUCAAAGCAGCUCUUCCGAGGUAUGAGCUCUACGUGUACAAUGUGGUGCUGUGUAUGGCAAUGCUCUGGGCUGCCCGAUGGAUAUUUGACGUGUCCAGUUCAAAUUCCAACAAAAAAACCUUCAAGAUCACUGUUCAGCCAGGAUGGUACUACUCUGGCAGAAAAAUGGAUACGGCUGACGUCGAGUGGAUGAUGUGGUUCUCCACCUUCAGAGUGCAUAUCAUCUUUGCACUCUCAGGUCAUGUGAUCUUUGCCAAGAUCUGCUCCUUGCUGGCUCCGCAGUACAGAUCUCUGGUGUUCAUGGUGUACGGUAUGCUGGCAGUUUUCACCAGUAUGGGUUGGGCUUACGUCAUGCUCAUCCUGUCCCACUGUGUGCUGCUCUAUAGCAUCUCUCUGGUCAAGCUCAGGUGGCUCUGCUUCGUUGCUGGACUCACUACAUUGGCUACUUUCAAAAUGGAGCCCUUCAUUUCCUGGCAGGCAGGUUUUGUGACUGGCAAUUUUGAUUUCCGUCCUCUUCUGUUUUACGGCGGCUGUGGUUUCACUGUCAUGCGCUGUAUGAGUUUCGCUCUUGAGAACUGUGAGAGAAAAGACGGAAACUACAGCAUCCUGGAGCUUCUCAAGUACAACUUUUACCUCCCCUUCUUUUACUUCGGACCCAUCAUGACCUUCGACAAGUUCUACAUUCAGGCCAAUAACCCUGACCUGACGAGGAAGGACGGGGAGAUGUGGAACAUUUCCAUCCAGGGCCUGCUACACCUGGGGGUUAUUAUGAUAGUGGCAGUCCUCUUUCACUUCAUGUACAUUCUGACCAUUCCUAAUGACAUGAAGCUGCUUAAACACAUCUCUGACUGGGCCCUCGUUGGAUUGGCCUACUUAAAUCUGGUGUAUGAUUGGGUGAAAGCGGCAGUGAUGUUUGGAGUGAUAAACACAGUAUCAAGACUGGAUCACCUGGACCCUCCCAAACCCCCGAAAUGCAUUACAAUGCUUUAUGUUUUCUCCGAGACACACUUUGAUCGAGGAAUAAACGAAUUUCUAUGCAAGUAUGUUUAUAACUAUCUAGGCGGAAAACAUGAGGAUGUUUUGGAUGAGCUGAUAGCCUCUCUGUGCACGUUUGGCAUCACGGCCCUCUGGCUGGGACCAAGCUGGGUGGUUUUCAUCUGGUCUUUCUUAAACUGCUUUGGCCUUAAUUUUGAAUUGUGGACCGCAAAACUCUUCUCCAUGGAACCUUUUAUUUCAAUUGAGAUGGCGAUAUCAGAUUCUAUGUCGCGCAGGAUCAGGGCUGUGUUUAAUACCUUCAACUUCUGGACAAUUGUCCUUUACAAUGUCCUGGCCCUGAAAAGUCUUGAAUUUGCCAAACUGGUUGCAAAUAGAUUGUUACUUAAAGGUUUCCCUUUCACCACCAUCACUGUGAUGUUCGUCACCUACUGCUUGAUUCAGCUGAUUAAGGAAAAGGAAAGAAGACAAGCUUUGAUUGACGAUCCAGACCCAAUCCCAAUCCCAAUCCCAAUCCCAAUCCCACCUCCAGCUCCUGUUCCUGCACCCACUUCCACAGACCCCAGCAUCACCCAGAUGGACGCUGCUGCCACCCAGCCUGUGGACCCAAACAAGCAAAAGGCAGAGUAGAGAUUACACAUGAUGAUUAUAU